Messenger RNA from Photinus pyralis (common eastern firefly), 513 nucleotides. RefSeq lists its product as uncharacterized. The transcript is spliced from 4 exons. The record is from RefSeq and is a predicted model, not a curated record. The coding region runs from base 9 to 506 and encodes 165 amino acids. Lineage: Eukaryota; Metazoa; Arthropoda; Insecta; Coleoptera; Lampyridae.
CAAUCAAAAUGAUCAUCGUAUGUAUGCUAUGUACUACGUUAGUAAUAGAGGCGGUCGAAGGAUGCAACGGUUACAAGUUAAUCGUUAAUCGCUUCGAAGACUGUAUCCCGAACAGUUUGGUGAAAAUUAACAAGUUCGAUCUAGUCCUGGACAACAAUUGCUAUGUCAUACCGUCAGGAUGUAUUACAACGACGAAAGGAUUUACGACGGCUACUGUACACUACAUUGUAAGUAAACCACCUAUCCCAACUUUGGAGGGUGACGAAAAUGCCUGCAGUUAUCUCAGGGAUUACAAGGAUGCGAGGAUGGCGUCUUUGUUUCAGCUACCCAAGCAAUGUCCUGUUUCUGCCAAUAAAGUUUGUGGUGACGCAAGCAAGAAGAUUAGCGUUUCUCAAUACAAAAGUAAGUUAUCCCUAUUUGCGGGAAAUUUGUCGAUGAAGUUGGAUUUCACGCACGACACUGGUGUGAGUUGUAUUAACCUGCAUUUAACACUCAAGAAGAACUAACUAAAUU